UCUCUUAAUAAUUCCUUUUUUGUCACUUCUAUCUUUAACACUCCAAAACUCACAUUCUCACAUCCAACAAAACAACAAUAUAACACCUCACUACCCUCCUCCAUAACUCUCCCUUCAUCCAUGGCCACCACCUCCCUAACAUCCGAUGACGAAGAGCUAGACCACCAAGAAUCAGAAGAAGAAGAACACUCCAACGCUGCGUUUUGUCAGAGCUUAUACGGAGUUGCUUCAGUUCUCGACCCAACAUCCAAAUGGGUUCGAGAAUGGAAUUGGGUCUUCCUCCUCGUCUGUGCAGCGGGCCUGUUCGUCGACCCUUUGUUUCUCUACACGCUAUCCAUAAGCGAGUCGUGGAUGUGCGUUUUUAUUGACGGGUGGUUGGCCAUCACCGUGACCGUCCUCCGCUGCAUGGGCGAUGCUUUGCACCUUUGGAAUAUGUGGCUUCAGCUCAAGACUGCUACAAAGUCAUCCUUUGCUGGUAGCGGGGAGGGUGAUGGGAGGGGUGAAAAUAGACGGCUUUGCGAUAGUAGCCCACGCGCCGUCGCUCUCCGGUAUUUGAAGUCCAAGAAAGGCUUCUUUUUUGAUCUCUUUGUCAUUCUUCCUUUUCCUCAGGUUGUAUUAUGGAUAGUAAUUCCUAGAAUAAUGAAAGAAGGAUUAGUGACAUCGGUGAUGACAGUCUUAUUGAUAGUUUUUUUGUUUCAAUAUUUACCAAAAUUGUACCAUUCUGUUUGCUUACUACGACGUCUCCAAAACCUUUCUGGUUACAUCUUUGGCACUGUUUGGUGGGGCAUUGCUCUCAAUCUCAUUGCUUACUUUGUUGCUGCCCAUGCUGCAGGUGCAUGUUGGUAUCUAUUAGGGGUACAAAGAGCAGCAAAAUGUCUAAAAGAGCAAUGUAGAUCAGCAACAACCAACAGCUGUGGGCUGAGGUUGUUAUCAUGCAAAGACCCAAUCUUCUAUGGACCAAACAAUAUGAGAAUGGGAAGAGAUGGAGGAAGGUUUGAUUGGGCAAACAAUAGGCUAUCAAAAUUCAUGUGUUUAGAUACUGCUGAUAACUUUGAUUAUGGAGCUUAUAAAUGGACUGUUCAACUUGUUGUCAAUCAAAGUCGGUUGGAGAAAAUCCUUUUCCCCAUCUUUUGGGGCCUCAUGACUCUUAGUACCUUUGGGAAUUUGGAAAGCACAACUGAAUGGCUGGAAGUAGUGUUCAAUAUCAUUGUUCUCACCAGUGGACUCUUAUUGGUCACCAUGUUGAUUGGAAAUAUCAAGGUGUUUCUACAUGCAACAACGUCAAAAAAACAAGGAAUGCAGCUGAAGAUGAGGAACCUAGAGUGGUGGAUGAGGAAGCGAAGGCUGCCACAAGGGUUUCGGCAGCGUGUUCGGAACUAUGAACGCCAACGGUGGGCGGCGAUGCGGGGUGUGGACGAGUGCGAGAUGAUAAAAAACCUACCGGAAGGGCUUAGACGAGACAUAAAGUAUCACCUUUGCUUGGAUCUAGUCAGGCAGGUGCCAUUGUUUCAACAUAUGGAUGAUCUUGUUCUUGAGAACAUUUGUGAUCGUGUCAAGUCCCUCAUCUUCACUAAGGGCGAAACCAUAACAAGAGAAGGAGAUCCAGUACAAAGAAUGCUAUUCGUAGUGCGAGGGCAUCUCCAAAGCAGCCAAGUCCUACGCGACGGCGUAAAAAGCUGCUGCAUGUUGGGCCCCGGCAACUUCAGCGGCGACGAGCUUCUAUCCUGGUGCCUCCGCCGCCCUUUCAUAGAGCGCCUUCCACCCUCCUCCUUUACUCUCGUGACACUGGAGACCACUGAAGCCUUCAGCUUGGAGGCCGAGGAUGUCAAGUAUGUAACCCAGCACUUCCGCUACACCUUUGUCAAUGACAAGGUCAAGCGCAGUGCCCGCUACUACUCCCCAGGCUGGCGCACUUGGGCUGCUGUUGCCAUCCAGCUAGCCUGGCGCCGAUAUCGCCAUCGUCUCACACUCACGUCCUUGUCCUUUAUUCGGCCCCGCCGCCCACUCUCACGGUGCUCUUCCUUGGGGGAGGAUCGCCUCCGCCUCUAUACGGCGUUGCUUACUUCUCCAAAGCCCAACCACGACCACUUUGAUUUUUGAAUCAACAUAUCUUAUCUUUGGCAUUUUCUUGCCUUUCAAUUGGAUUUUCUUUUUCGUUUGUUUUUUUAUUUUUUUUAUUUUAUUUGUUGUUAUAUUAUAUAUAUUAUUGUGUUCUGAUUACAAAUUGAAAGAAAAAAGAUUUUUUUUCUA
This is a messenger RNA of Cucumis sativus (cucumber), 2250 nucleotides long. Its product is annotated as cyclic nucleotide-gated ion channel 4. Gene Ontology annotation, biological process: transmembrane transport; monoatomic ion transport. Lineage: Eukaryota; Viridiplantae; Streptophyta; Magnoliopsida; Cucurbitales; Cucurbitaceae. Gene Ontology annotation, cellular component: membrane. The transcript has 6 exons. Bases 121 to 2100 code for a protein of 659 amino acids. Gene Ontology annotation, molecular function: monoatomic ion channel activity. The record is from RefSeq and is a predicted model, not a curated record.